AUGCAAUUCACUCAUUCCAUACUUGCCUUCGCCUUAAUUGGUGAACUUGUCGUCCUUCCUAUCGGUGCAAGCUUAUCCCGCAGCUUGAUCAAGGCCACCGAACUUACGACACCGCCUCCCGCCAGCCCGGUGGACGAGCUUUUACCUGCCGCCAGCAAAUCUGACCUCGCUGGACCCAAGCCUGAAGUGGCACCAGUAUUUACGCCGCAAGCGACUACGCCCGCAUGGCGGCCCCGGCAAGCCACUUCGACACCCCAUGCGUCAGUAGGGACUACACCUACACGGACUCCCGCCACGCCGGGACCGUCUACGCCUGGACGGACCCUCGGCUCACCUGAUGAAAGAUACGUGCUUCCAUAUAAAAUCACAAACAACGCAUUUGCCCGAGACGUGGAAAAGAUGGGGUUUUUCAAAUCCGGGCGCCUGGCGAGUAUAUGGGAUUCAGAUCUUAAAGCGGUUACAUUAUUUAAAAAACGUUACUCGGAUUCUAUGACGAUCGAUCAGCAAAUUCGCCUAGUCCAAGAGGCUUUGGACUAUCUCUUCAAGCAACGCAAAAUAUCGCCCAAAGCCUUGGAGGAAUGGGUUAAAAAAUUCAUCGAAAUUGGCACCAAACAUGAGAGCAUCAUCUCUGAUUUCCAUUCUACCCUAUUUUACGGUCUCCAUACUCUGCGACUUAAAUACGACCAAAUUAAGAAGUUAAGAAUCGUGAUUCAUACGCAUUUAAACAAAGCCAUGAAAUCCUUUCCGAUGUCAUUCCGACAAUCUGCUGGCACUCAGUGGGAGAAAGCUCUUUUCUUCCCAGGCAAUGGAAAACACAAAAGAGUUUAUGCAGAAUGGAACAAGAUCCUGUCGGUAGGGCCUGCAACGGAUCGACGUAUGGAAAAGGCAAUUUUAAACCCAGUUAAAGAUCAAGAGGAUGAGGGAAUCAAAACCUUGAAAUAUCUCAUUGAAAGUAGAUUUUCAAGGGCCAAGAUGGCAAAAUACACUUCUCAGAAUAGGAUGACAGCACUAGCUCUCCUGCAUAAUUAUUCAAAAUCUGCCCAUGUUGAAAGACAACAGUCUGCUGUUCAAAUUGCGUGGUCUCUGGCAAGGGAGGAUGAGGGAAAACCCUUAUUUCACCAUGAAAAGGUAGAUAUGGUCAUGGUGAAUAUCAAUACCUGGCACAUGAAUUUCAUCAUAAAGGACAUAUCAUUCUUGAUCAUAAAGGGAGAUCUGUUGAACCUGUACCUUUGCUUUAAAUAA
Molecule: messenger RNA, 1242 nt
Organism: Puccinia triticina
Lineage: Eukaryota; Fungi; Basidiomycota; Pucciniomycetes; Pucciniales; Pucciniaceae
Exons: 5
Coding region: 1-1242 (413 amino acids)
Source: RefSeq, a predicted model, not a curated record